CGAGAUGAUGUCUCCGCUAUCACGCAACCAAGAAAACAUUUUGUCUUUCUGCAAACCUUCUUCUGCCAUCUCAGCAGGCUCUUGGACUUAAAACUUUAAUCAUUCCCUCUUUCGUUCUGUCAUUUAUUCUUGCAAUUUCAGCAUGCGCUUCCUUUCCCUGACCCCAUUCUUUGCCCUGCCCGCUUUACUGGUCGCGGGCCAUCAGCCAAAUGACGUACCGCCCGAUCCGUCAUAUUACGAUGCACCGACCGCUAUAAACCGUGACCACGAAGCUCCCCUCAAUGCGCAGAAGGUGCAGCAAGAUCCUUGGGAGAAGGGGCCGUUAGUGCAACGAUGGCGACAAUGGGUUCGGCGACAAGAUACGGAUUCGUCGGAAACGACGGAAACAAAAUCGGAGACUCAAAAAACCGAAGAGACUACAACAGACGAACCGACCACGACGGAAGAGAAGACUACGACAACGGAGGACAAACCAACGACGACUGACGAGCCCACGUCGACGACCGAAGAGUCUACAACACAAGAAACAACUACCCAAGAAUCCUCAUCAACCGUCGAAUCAACCUCCACCGAAUCAUCGACCGACUCAACCUCUACAUCAAGCAGCAGCAUCACAGCGACCGAGCCCGGCGCAUCAUGCUAUAGCACAACAGUCUCAACCAGCGUAGUAUGCUCCAUAACAACCGACGGCCGCACCGAAAGCGCAUCAUGCAUCACCAACCGCAUGACAUCCAGCACCUGCGCCCCCGGUCUCUUCUGCGAGAUCCACCCCGACUCUGGCGCGACAGUCUGCAUGGAACAGCAUAAUGACAUUGGAACUGAAGGUAUUGUCGUAGCGACUUUCUUUGGGGCGCUUAUUGCGGGGUGCAUGGCGGUUUUGGUGGGCAUGUGUCUGAGGGAUAAGAGGCGGGAGAAGAAGUGGCAGAGUAUUCAGCGGGUGAGGACGUUGAAGCAGGCGAAGAGGGAGGAGAGGACAAAUUUGAUGGCUGGUGCGACGCCUUAGACUGUUAUGUUAGGCUCGGAGUCUUUCUAUUAUUACCUUCACACCUGGAGUUCAAGGCGUUGCUCGUUAAUGCAAUAGGAAUAAUAAUGUUUUCAGGUGUUUGCUUUGAUCACAUGUUAUAUAUCGAGUAAUUUACCUGUUAAGAAAUGCGUCCAUAUCUGUGAGCCUAUUUCGAACCAUGAAGAAAUCCGC
Fusarium odoratissimum NRRL 54006 is the source of this 1195-nucleotide messenger RNA. RefSeq lists its product as uncharacterized. The transcript has a single exon. NCBI's taxonomy places the organism in Eukaryota, Fungi, Ascomycota, Sordariomycetes, Hypocreales, Nectriaceae. Bases 143 to 1003 code for a protein of 286 amino acids. The record is from RefSeq and is a predicted model, not a curated record.